AUGAUCAGCUUCAUUUUGCAAGAAAUACAAUUGCUGACCGUGAAGAACGGGAGUGAUGAUGCAAAAUGGGUUAUCAAACGGGAGAACUUCAAUCUGUGUGAGACCAACUUGCUGCUGAACAGUCCAGAUGUUUUAAACUUGAGUGUCCAAUUAUUUUUUCCGACGAAAGCGGAGACUGCUUCGCAGAAGAAGAGUAGGGUGUCAGCUGUGGCGAUCAAUGCGGAUAUUCGGAGAACGAAGGCUCGGUUGUUGGACGAGGUCCCUAAGUUGCAGAGAUUAGCUGUCGAGAAGAUAGUUUUGAUGUUUGUGGAUAUUGUGAUUGCAUUUCAUGAUUGUGAUAGUUUAAAACUUUCUUUGCACCAAGUUAGGGUGAGGAUUGGGUCCCCUAUUACUGGCUAUGGCCAAGAAAGCAGGAAUCAUGCUGCUCGUCAACGAAUUCCUAAUCGAACAUGGACUGAUGAGGAUGGCAGUGAGCAUGUUGAGGAUGCUGGUAUAAUAAUGUUUGGCUUAGCAUUGAUACUGAAUUUGAUUAUGUAUUAUUUACAGAUCAAUGGAUCACUUGCUAGGAAGGCCAUUAGAAAACUGAUGUUUAGACGUUUGAUCACAAUGGUGUUAGCUCGUUCUAACCAGGAGAUAUACACUAGGGCCAUCAACACCUAG
Fraxinus pennsylvanica is the source of this 660-nucleotide messenger RNA. Lineage: Eukaryota; Viridiplantae; Streptophyta; Magnoliopsida; Lamiales; Oleaceae. The record is from the annotation of a GenBank genome assembly.